AUUUUUGCAGCCACUUAGUGUGGGAGUGACUCAUGGAUUCAAAAGCACCAUGUUGGCUCAAGCUUUUGUUUUUGCAGGUACAGGUCCAGAGAGGACUUGUUAUCUACAUAUGCUUCUUUAGAGGAGCUAAUGAGGAACUCAUUCCAAAAAUGGUUAAUACCGUGUUGAAUGUUAAAUUAAGUGAAACUGAAAGUGGCAAGUAUGUUUCUGUUCUGGAUUUACCAGGCAGUGUUCUAAUAAUACCCCAAGCCACGCUGGGUGGCAGAUUGAAGGGAAGAAACAUGCAGUACCAUAACAACACAGAAAAAGAAAAAGGGAUGGAGCUUUACUCCCAAUUUGUGACUCAGUGUGAAAAAGAACUGGCUGCUAAUACCAAGUGUGCUGAAGCAGGGGUUGUUGUCAAGUAUGGCACGUAUGGAAACAGGCAGGUGUUAAAACUAGAUACAAAUGGACCUUUCACUCAUAUGCUUGAAUUUUGAAAAAUAAGCUUUCCAUGUAUAAUUGUUUCCAAGUGAAUGUAGUAUUUUCCAUUUUUGUAAGUAAAGUGCCCUAGAAUAAUUUGAAAGUGAAGAAAUAGAUGAUUUCAAUAAACUUCCAUUGGUUUUAAGUCCACAAAUGCAUUGAUAAUUGGAAAUCAGUCUCUACAUCCCCAGUUGUCUUAUUGUAAUUUUUAUCCGAAAUAUUUUGUAAAUGAAAUGUAUUUCACGUAUACAUCUUGGGUAAGUGCAUUAUUCACUUAGCUGCAUGACACAAUGCUAUGUUACUUGCAUAAUACUGGUUAGCUGAAUACCUGUUAAGUCAUACAAAACUUAUGUGCAUAAAAUAUUUCACUUUCAUUGUCUAUUUUGUAACUAACUGUAUUCCCAUUAACUGUACCAGAAACAAUGAGGAAGCAGCUUUCAACAUGCUGCUAUUAGAAGCCUUGAAAAUGACAGAACUUAAUCAGUUUCCCCAUCUGUUAUCUCCCUUUGCUUUCAAAGUUUUCUAAUAGCAACCUGAAACUGAAUAUUAAAAGGCUUAAAAAUGAGGGGAACAAGUUAGUUUUAGGACUGCUAACAUUUACAGUCUGAUAAACAUUAAGUGGUGGAAGUACCCUUUAGCAGGGGCUGGGGGCCUGCUACAGACCUGCGGGCCAAGCUUUGCCAGCAAGAGACUUACCUGGGUGGGUCUGGAAGGGCUGCAUGCCCCUGGUGCUCUGGGAAAAAGUGUCUGGGGAGAACCCAGGAGGUGAGUAGGCCUCCAGGGGCAUUGAACCAUGUGCCCCAGGAAGCCUGCUUUGACUGGCCAGAAGAAGAGAGCAGGAAAUGUAAAGGGAUGUCGAGAAGACCUUCAGUAUUUGGCAUUCUCCAGGAAUGGGUAAAUGCAGUGGAGCCGGGAGCUGCGUGCACUGGGGCAGGAGAGGACUCACAUCACUGAACUCUCCCAGGUUGCCAAGACCCAGGCCACUCCUGGAAUACAAGUUGACCAGAAGGACCAUGGUUCUGAUCCUGAAUUAUAAGUCCUAAAUUCCUAUUUACCAUAUUUCUGUCUACCAUAUUCUGUGGUGCGAUCCUGAAUCAUGGUUUGAUAUUUGAAAAGAAUUGUUCUUCUUUUAGUUUCUUACAAGAUGUAAUUUAAUGUGAAGUAAUUAUCUCCAGGCUCAAACUACAUUACAAGAAUCCAGUUUUGUGAAUGGAUAUAUGGCUCUGCAUUGUAAAUACAGAAGAGUGCGAGAAUAUUUCAAAUGUAUCAAAUCAUACAAUUAUGGUAAUUAUAAAUUCUUAAAGAAAAUUGUUUCCUUAUAAUUGCUAUGUUUACAGUAAAACAAAGACAUCCACACACAUCAUUUGGAAACAUUUGCUAUUUCAGAGCCAAAUUGCACAGUUAUUCAUUAAUAAUUCAUUCUGUUUACAACAUGUGCUAGUUUUUAAGUUUUUCAUAGAGAAGCCUAUGUAAAAAACAUUUUCUUGUGUGAACAAUUUGUAGAAAUUCAUCAAAAUUCUGUAUAUUUGGGAGAAAAACACCCUUUUUCAUACAAUUUUCUAUUUUAGGCCAAAUCAUAAAAACUUGUUUCGAGUUGCUACAGCUCUGUCUGACUUCAAGAAGACAGGCUAGUAUUUGCUAUUCAGUACAUCUUUGGAAUUAGUCCUUGGAGGUGUUUCUUAAUAGGAAGUCUGUGGGCUUUAUGCCUUUCCAUUAGAAGCAUACCAGUUUUUUUACUAUUUUUCAAAUAUAUCUAUCUUCUGAGAGAGAGUUAGGAUUGAAAUCAUUAACAAGGCAUAAAAGACCUCAAGCCAAAUUCUACACUGACUUAUUACUGUGAAACUCUGCUCUUGUAGGGAUCCAUAAUGCUGGAUUGGAGUUUAUUGCCUCAUGUUUACAAAAACUUGCAUCUUUAUGGGUUUAACUAUUGCUGCCAAUUUUUUAAUGAUUUUUGCUUAUUUCUCCCAAGGUACUAUUUCCUGUGGGUAGAAAGGAAUUCUUGCAGUCUUCUAACAGUUUCAGAGAUCAAUAGCUUCUGAAUGAUGAGCCAUUUCUGCUGCUUUAUUUACAUUAUCUAUUGAGUCAUGAUCCAUUUAUUGAAAUAAACAAUUCAUAAAUUGCCAA
Gavialis gangeticus (Gharial) is the source of this 2586-nucleotide messenger RNA. RefSeq names its product D-tyrosyl-tRNA deacylase 2 (putative) (gene DTD2). NCBI's taxonomy places the organism in Eukaryota, Metazoa, Chordata, Crocodylia, Gavialidae. Gene Ontology annotation, biological process: tRNA metabolic process. The record is from RefSeq and is a predicted model, not a curated record. Gene Ontology annotation, molecular function: D-tyrosyl-tRNA(Tyr) deacylase activity. Gene Ontology annotation, cellular component: cytoplasm. The coding region runs from base 33 to 479 and encodes 148 amino acids. The transcript is spliced from 4 exons.